UUCGCGGAAGGUUUCCUCGCCAGUUCAGUUGCAAGUUGGUAUUGAGUUCGAGUAGAUUAAAUAACUUACCGCGAGAUUGUGUCAUCGGCGUAGGGGCACAAUGCGUUUUUCUCCGCCCGGUGUAACGAGAAACAUAUAAACCUAUCAGUAAAAUUGCCUUAGAAGUACAUUUAAAACGUGUGAACGUGCUGUAAACAUAGUGCCAUCUCCGGAAGGAAGUUAUUCUCAGUGCUGAUACGAUACGGGCAAUUCCAAGAAUGGUAUUAAUUGUGCUCGCCUUCUUCCUUUAAUCCGGAGUCCCUCGGUGAAGGUCAAGGCUCUGUUAGUAUCAUCCACACCCGCGGUAUGUGCUAGUGCAAGUGUUAUGUGGCGCGUACGGACCGAAGAAGGGAACCAGCAACAGCGACAUAAGAAUGCUGGAUCGAUGCGGAUGCAAUGAAAAUGUUAGUAGCACGGCACUGAAUACGGGGCCGACAGCAGAAGCAAUCAACGGCCAACAUCGUCAUUUAAGAAAUUCGCAAAACUUCGAACCUGCUGUCCAAAAGCGAGGUUACUGCGAUUCGCGUCAUACACCGCGAAGGCUGUACAAGAAUCUCACUACCAUUCGGUAGGAAAACGACGGCAUAGCCGUCUAUGAUCCAGCAUAACGUCGGCUAGCGCUUUAUCGCAUCUCAAUGAUAGCUUAUCUCUCCAAAAUGCGCUCGGCCGCGUCAGAGAUGACCGGAAGCGACACAACUCAGUUUCUGAAACUAUCCAGCGCCGUUUUUUACGGCCUUUCGUCGUUCCUGAUUACGGUGGUCAACAAGACCGUUCUCACCAGCUACCGGUUUCCAUCGUUUCUGGUGCUCAGCCUUGGCCAGCUGACCGCCAGUAUCGUGGUGCUGUUCGUCGCCAAGCGGCUUGGAUUGGUCAAAUUUCCCGAUUUCAGCCGUGACAUCGCACGGCGGAUAUUCCCGCUGCCACUAAUCUACCUGGGCAACAUGAUGUUCGGACUGGGCGGAACGCAAGCGCUCAGCUUACCGAUGUUUGCCGCCCUGCGAAGAUUUUCCAUCCUGCUGACGAUGCUCCUGGAGCUGCUGGUGCUCGGGAUCCGGCCGACGCUCGCCGUCAAGGUGAGCGUGUUCGCCAUGGUCGGCGGGGCGUUGAUGGCCGCCCUAGACGAUCUUUCCUUCAAUCUGCAGGGCUACAUGUACGUGAUGAUCACGAACACGCUCACGGCGGCCAACGGAGUGUACAUGAAGAAAAAGCUCGAUACGGCCGACAUGGGGAAGUACGGGCUGAUGUACUACAACUCGCUCUUCAUGAUUCUGCCGGCGUUCGUCGGUACGUGGCUCGCCGGGGACAUUGACCGUGCAUGGCAAUACGCAGGCUGGGAUGAUCCUUUCUUUGCCGCCCAGUUCCUGCUCUCCUGCGUAAUGGGCUUCAUACUAUCAUACAGCAUCAUUCUCUGCACUCAACAUAAUUCCGCCCUCACCACGACCAUCGUCGGCUGCCUGAAGAACAUCAGCGUGACCUACAUCGGCAUGUUCAUCGGUGGGGACUACGUGUUCUCGUGGCUGAACGCGAUCGGGAUCAACAUCAGUGUCACUGGAAGCUUGCUGUACACCUACGUUACCUUCCGGAAGAAACCGAGCAGUUCCGGAGGAGCCGGUGGAGAUGCUAAUGCGUCCGAUAAGAAGCUACUGCUGCCAUCGGGUGGACGAAUUGAUAACGUGUGAAAUAGAUUUCUACCAUGGACCGUAUCAGACAACUGCAUGCACCAUAACGAACAAAACCAAAGGGACAAAUGGAGAACAUAGAUCAACAAAUAGGAUUCAAAUGACUGCCUGAGUGAAAAGAGCGAUAUUUAUUAGUAAAAAUAUGGGGCGCUCUGCUUCGGAACAUGGGCACGUUGUGCCCGUUCUGGUGGUUUAAUAUGAUGCAUCCUCGCAACGGCCAGUGAAUCGGUGCAUUAGUAGUGAUAAUUUAAAAAUAUUCUCGGGAUCGCGUAACAGACAACGGAGAACAUUCUUACAGGAGUUGUAGUACUGUAGUAAGCAUUUUGCCAGAAGAUUCCCGAAAAUUGAUAUUAAUCAGUAAAUCGGAAUACACAAACGCCCGUUAAUUCAACUGUUUUAGUUCUGUGUGUAUUUUAAGUUGGAGUGUACGUACGAAGUAUGAAUUUUAGUAAAACGAAAAAAAAGGUUUAGUGUUAAUACAAACAACUGAUGGCUAUUGUGUA
Anopheles coustani is the source of this 2221-nucleotide messenger RNA. RefSeq names its product UDP-sugar transporter UST74c (gene frc). Gene Ontology annotation, molecular function: antiporter activity; GDP-fucose transmembrane transporter activity. The transcript has a single exon. The record is from RefSeq and is a predicted model, not a curated record. Gene Ontology annotation, cellular component: Golgi apparatus. NCBI's taxonomy places the organism in Eukaryota, Metazoa, Arthropoda, Insecta, Diptera, Culicidae. The coding region runs from base 675 to 1718 and encodes 347 amino acids.